This is a messenger RNA of Solenopsis invicta (red fire ant), 601 nucleotides long. RefSeq lists its product as uncharacterized. Lineage: Eukaryota; Metazoa; Arthropoda; Insecta; Hymenoptera; Formicidae. The coding region runs from base 1 to 354 and encodes 117 amino acids. The transcript has 5 exons. The record is from RefSeq and is a predicted model, not a curated record.
AUGUUGCAGACAAUAUAUUUCACGGAGAAGAAUGAUAACUGUACUGAGAUUAAAAAGAAGUAUGCACGUGUCAAAGAGAAAAAUAUUGAUUUGGAGCAAAGAUUGAAGAAAAAAGAUGCAGUGAUCGAAGCUCUGAAAACAGAGCAGGAGCGAGUUUUGAUAGCUGAGUGCAUGCGCACAUGUGUAGAUUUCCAAAAACAAGUAAUUGCUGAAUUUAACGAAAUGAAAGAUAUUGUUCGCCAUUUGAGGCAGAAUAAUCCGGAAACAGCGGACCCAAAUGGAGCCUACCUAGCUGUUGGAUCACAAAGAAAGGAAGGACUUAUGGAAAAUGUUCAUAUUGGAAGAGAUUUAUGAAUACCAGCGGGACAAUUUGAUACCUUACUAUGCCAGAUAAAACCAACGGUAUUUGUAAAGGAAUUGGCAAAAAUCGUAAUUGGAGAUAAGACAUUGGAAAAAAGCACUGUUACUGGAAAAAUUUCGAACAGAAGCAAAGGGAAUAAUACUGUGCCUGAAAAAUUAGAUGGUCGCAAAUUAGCAGCUAUAAAAGAUUCAUUAGCAUUUUUUCUCUCUACAAAUUAUUUUGACAAGAUGGAUAUGGUGA